CUGGGGUUGCUGCGGGCUCCUGGCUUGGUGGCACUUGCUUCGCACUUCUGCUGCGGGGGCUUUGUGUGCGCCUCUUGCUUUGCUUUGUGUGCGCGAGUGUUUGCGUUGCUCCGCGGCGCUCCUCCCGGGCGGGAGCCGUGAGGUUCGGAGGCGGCGGCGUCCCCCCUCCCGCGGGCAAGGAGCGAGCGCGCCGGCGUGAGCGGAGGGUGUGAGGGCUGCGGGGAAGGGGAUUCGCCGCCGAGAUGCCGGAGUUCCUGGAAGACCCCUCGGUCCUGACGAAAGAGAAGUUGAAGAGUGAGUUGGUCGCCAACAAUGUGACGCUCCCGGCCGGGGAGCAGCGCAAAGACGUGUACGUGCAGCUCUACCUGCAGCACCUCACGGCGCGCAACCGGCCGCCGCUCGCCGCCGGCGCCAACAGCAAGGGGCCCCCGGACUUCUCCAGCGACGAGGAGCGCGAGCUCACCCCGGUUCUCGGCUCCGGGGCCGCAGGCCGCAGCCGUGCCGCCGUCGGCAGGAAAGCCACAAAGAAAACUGAUAGACCCAGACUAGAAGAUAAAGAUGAUCUAGAUGUAACAGAGCUAACUAAUGAAGAUCUUCUGGAGCAGCUUGUGAGAUAUGGAGUGAAUCCUGGUCCUAUUGUGGGAACAACCAGGAAGCUAUAUGAGAAAAAGCUGUUGAAACUGAGGGAACAAGGAACAGAAUCAAGAUCAUCUACCCCUCUGCCAACGAUUUCUUCUUCAGCAGAAAAUGCAAGACAGAAUGGAAGUAACGACUCUGACAGAUACAGUGACAACGAAGAAGACUCUAAGAUAGAGCUCAAGCUUGAGAAGAGAGAACCACUAAAGGGCAGAGCAAAGACUCCAGUAACACUCAAGCAAAGAAGAGUUGAGCACAAUCAGAGCUAUUCUCAAGCUGGAAUAACUGAGACUGACUGGACAAGUGGAUCUUCAAAAGGCGGACCUCUGCAGGCAUUAACUAGGGAAUCUACAAGAGGGUCCAGAAGAACUCCGAGGAAAAGGGUGGAAACUUCAGAACAUUUUCGUAUAGAUGGUGCAAUAAUUUCAGAGAGUACUCCCAUAGCUGAAACUAUAAUGGCUUCAAGCAACGAAACCUUAGUUGUCAAUAGGGUGACUGGAAAUUUCAAGCACGCAGCUCCUAUUCUGCCAAUCACUGAAUUCUCAGACAUACCCAGAAGAACACCAAAGAAACCAUUGACAAGAGCUGAAGUGGGAGAAAAGACAGAGGAAAGAAGAGUAGAAAGGGAUAUUCUUAAGGAAAUGUUUCCUUUUGAAGCAUCUACACCAACAGGAAUUAGUGCUAGUUGCCGCAGACCAAUCAAAGGGGCUGCAGGCCGGCCAUUAGAACUGAGGGAUUUCAGGAUGGAGGAAUCUUUUUCAUCUAAAUAUGUCCCCAAGUAUGUUCCCUCGGCAGAUGUCAAGUCAGAAAAGACAAAAAAGGGACGCUCCAUUCCCAUGUGGAUAAAAAUUUUGCUGUUUGUUGUUGUGGCCACUUUUUUGUUUUUGGUCUAUCAAGCUAUGGAAACCAACCAAGUAAAUCCAUUCAGGGAAUAUGUUAAUGACUCUGGAAAAUCCACUGAAUGAUAUCUUUUUGGCACACUCAAGUUGGUCUCCUGUUUUUAAUAACUGUAUAAAACAUUUGUGUAUACUUGUUGACUCAAGAACUAAAAAUAAUGUGAUUUCACCUCAGUAAACGUAGUAUUCCAUUGAAAAGCAAACAAGAUAUGUAAAUGGACUUCAUUUCAAUGUUUUGGACUUGGGACUAGUGGGAGAUCACUGUGCCAUAUGAAUAAUCUUUUUUAGCUCUGGAACUUUUUUGUAGGCUUUAUUUUUUUAAUGUGGACAUCUUCAUUUUAGAGAAAAAUGUAUAUUGUUUUUGUGUAUCUGGGAAACAAGAAGGGGAGAACACGAUAGUAUAAUGUGAAGCUACACAUUUAAAUACUUUGAAUUCUUACAGAAAAGAUUUUAAGAAUUCUAUGCUGAAUAAAAACUUUAGAGAUGUGAAACAUGAAAUUGGGUAAGAGAAAAAGUAACUUGGGGUUGUACUUUUUGUAACUGAAACAAAGUUUGAUGGUGUUUAUGGCAAAAAGUACAGCAAUAAUCUCUUCUGUUACUUUUAUUAAUAGUAAUGUUAUUAUUGUAGCCCUAUUGUACUUUUUAAAAAGAUUUCUAGUAUCAUGAACGUCCUACUUCAGUAAGACCCAUUUAAAUACAGUUGAUUUCUAGCAGGGAUCUUUUAGUGCAACAUGUUCAUGUUUUCAAGAACUGUGAGCUGGCUAUAUAUGUUUUUAAAAGCUGUUUAGCUAGCUAUAAGGCUAUAAUUGGAAACUUGUACUUUUUAUUUACAGAAAAACAUUUAUUCUGUCAAUCCAAUUUGCUACCAAAAUUUUUUUUAGAGAAAUAAGUGUGUGUCUGUUUAGAAGUUAGAAACGUCCAACACCCAUCUUAGGUUCCAUUUGGAUUCAUUCUUGCAUUGUCUUCUGUUACCAAAAACAAAUUUUGCCAAGUUUUUUUGCCCUCUAUUUCCUAACAUAAUUUGAUUUAAAAGUGCAAAAAGUAUUUGCUUUUAAAUUACAUAGUCAACUUUUCUUAGAUACAUAGUAGUUAAUACAUAAAUUUGUAAACUCUGAAUAUGAGGUGGGCAUUAUGAUUUUUGUGUACUCUUGAAAUGGUUAACUUUAUCUUUGUGGCUGAUUUAUUUUUUUAGCUAAAACUUACCUCAUGUAUAACUUGGUUAAGUAAAGUAGUAGGUAAUCAAAAUUUCAAUAGAAUCAAGUAAAACAAAAAUUUUAAAUUUACUCAUUUGAGUUUCAGCUUUACAGUCAUUGACCAUAAAACACACUAAAAAUGUAAGUUAUUUUUACAUGUCAUCUGAAAUAAAAAGAUACUUUUUAAAAAGGAAAAAGCUGAAGAUGUAUGUUUAGACCAGCACACAAUUUUUAGUUGAAUUAGCCCUAUUCUGAUAUUUAGCUAUUAGAUAUUUUGUAGACAUUUUUCACUUACUUUGCAAUUGACCAGAAACAUUAUAGGUCUGGUCUUGCAGGGGGAGUGGGAAACUUACUCUUAGGUCAAAAAUGCGUCCCUCUCUGAGUAAAAGUGUUUCUUUGAGGUGAGCCACAGAGGGGGCACGUUUUACUCAACUUUUCCAGUAUAAGGUAAUAGUCUACUUUUAAUUUCUUUGUUUUUAAACUUUGUUUCCCAUAUUAUUUUCAGUUUUUUGUAAUUAGGAAUUGUGAGAAGCUGCAUUUAAUGUUUAAAAAUGUGGGAAGAUACUCAGACUUAAUAUGUAUGUAAGAUCAGUUUUCUAAUAGGAAAGGUAUGGUCCAAAACAGCAAAAGUAGGACCAGGUAAAACAUGUAGUCAGUUUUUUUUUUAAUGUGUACUUGGUCUUCUGUCUGUGUCUGUUUUAUUCCACUAGAAUAAAUGUGUCCUUGAUGUAAAUGCAAAGCAUUUCUUCCUGAUUAAAUUGUAGAUGUAGACUUCACAAUAUAAUUCAAUAAUAAAAAAGUAAUUAACCUCUA
Messenger RNA from Ceratotherium simum simum (southern white rhinoceros), 3538 nucleotides. It is a transcript of the gene TMPO, whose product is annotated as thymopoietin. The record is from RefSeq and is a predicted model, not a curated record. Lineage: Eukaryota; Metazoa; Chordata; Mammalia; Perissodactyla; Rhinocerotidae. Gene Ontology annotation, molecular function: DNA binding.